AGGGAGGCGGGGGUGGGGCGGUCCCUCGGACUCGGACUGUGCCCAGGCAGGGCAGCGAGAGGCGGCCCGGCGCGGCGCGCUAGCACUGCUCGGUCUGACCCAGCCGGCGCAGCUGCCCGUCCCCCCGCGCCCCGCGCCCCGGGCCGGACCCCAGCCCCAGCCAUGCCGGAGCAGCUCAGCGUCGCCGAAUUUCUGGCGGUCACCGCGGAAGACCUUAGCUCCCAGGGUGGCCCCGCCGCGCUCGCCUUCGCCGCCAAGAUGCCCCGAUGCCGGGGGGCGGCUCUGGCCCGGGAGGAGACCCUUGAAGGGGACCAGGCCAUUUUGCAGCGAAUAAAGAAAUCAGUCCGGACUAUUCAUAGCUCUGGCCUUGCCCAUGUGGAGAAUGAGGAACAGUACAGCGAGGCCCUGGAGACUUUCGGUAACAGCCACCUCUCACAGAACAACCAUGAGUUGUCCACAGGCUUCCUGAACUUGGCUGUGUUCACCCGUGAGGUGGCUGCCCUCUUCAAAAACCUGGUGCAGAACCUGAAUAACAUUGUCUCUUUCCCCCUGGACAGCCUGCUAAAGGGACAGCUGAGGGAUGGCCGACAGGAUUCCAGGAAGCAGGUGGAGAAGGCGUGGAAAGACUAUGAAGCCAAAAUGGCCAGGCUGGAGAAGGAGAAGGAGCGGUCCAAAAUGCCUGGAGGGGGUCCUGGAGAGGCAGCUCAGGACACCCAGAGAGAGCGGCGCGUCUUCCAGCUGCAUAUGUGUGAGUACCUGCUAAAAGCCAGUGAGAGCCAGAUGAAACAAGGUCCUGACUUCCUGCAGAGCCUCAUUAAAUUCUUCCACGCCCAGCACAACUUUUUCCAAGAUGGCUGGAAGGCAGCUCAAAGCCUGUCUCCCUUCAUAGAGAAAUUGGCAGCCUCAGUACAUACGCUGCACCAGGCCCAUGAGGAGGACAUUCAGAAGCUCACACAGAUCCGGGACUCUCUCCGGGGUGCCCUGCAGCUGGAGAGCAGAGAGGAAAGCUCAAGUCGGAAGAACUCUGGGAGUGGCUACAGCAUCCACCAGCACCAAGGGAAUAAGCAGUUUGGUACAGAGAAGUCGGGCUUUCUGUACAAGAAGAGUGAUGGAAUUCGGAGAGUUUGGCAGAAGAGAAAGUGUGGAGUCAAGUAUGGUUGUCUGACCAUCUCUCACAGCACGAUAAAUCGGCCGCCAGUGAAGCUCACGUUGCUGACCUGCCAAGUGAGGCCAAGCCUGGAGGAGAAGAAGUGUUUUGACCUAGUGACCCAUAACCGGACGUACCACUUUCAAGCUGAGGAUGAGCAUGAGUGUGAGGCGUGGGUGUCCGUGUUACAGAACAGCAAAGAUGAGGCCCUGAGCAGUGCCUUCCAUGGGGAGUCAGGAGGUGGACUUCAAGGGAGCCCAGCGGGGGCCGGACUGGAUGGGGACCUUCGAGACCUCACCAGGCUGGUCAUUGCUGAGAUCAAAAGCAGGCCUGGAAAUAGCCAAUGUUGUGACUGUGGAGCAUCAGACCCCACGUGGCUCAGUACCAACCUGGGCAUCCUCACCUGCAUCCAGUGCUCAGGCGUCCACCGGGAGCUGGGUGUGCGCUUCUCCCGAAUCCAGUCACUCACCCUGGAUGUGUUGGGGCCUGCAGAGUUGCUGCUGGCUGUUGGCAUUGGAAAUACACAGUUCAAUGAGAUUAUGGAAGCCCAACUUACUUCAAAUGGUGCUACCAAACCCUCGAGUGAAAGUGACAUGAGCACCCGAAGAAACUACAUUGUUGCCAAGUAUGUGGAACACAGGUUUGCUCGCCGAGGUGGGUAUGAGCCCCACAGACUCUGGACGGCAAUCUGCAACCGGGACCUCCCAGCUGUACUGGAAGCAUUUGCCAAUGGCCUGGACUUUGGGCAGCCACUGCCUCGGCCAGAUGGGCAGACUUCCGGAGAGCUGGCCCUGCACUUGGCCAUCCGCCUUGCCGACCAGACCUCCCUUCCCCUGGUGGAUUUCAUCAUCCAGAAUGGAGGCCACGUGGAUGCCAAGGCCCUGGAUGGGAACACGGCUCUGCACCUCGCUGCCCUGCACAACCAGCCGGACUGCCUCAAGCUGCUGCUCAAAGGGAGAGCCUCCGUGGGCACAGUUAAUGAUGCAGGUGAUACUGCCUUAGAAGUGGCCCGGAAAAACCAGCACAAGGAGUGUGAGGACCUGCUGGAACAGGCCCAGGCUGGGACCCUCAUCCUUCCAUUCCACAUAGACUAUCCCUGGGGGGUUUCUGUGGACCCUGGAUCUGAGAGUGAGGAGGAGGAAGAAGAUAAGCGCUGCCCCAUCAAGCUCCCAGCCCCAGCUAGGCCCCGGUGGGGCUGUACAGGUCUGGACAUAAGCAACAAGACCUAUGAGACCAUCGUCAGCCUGGGCCCCUCCCAGGCCAGCAACAGAAGAAGCCACACGGAAGAGCUCCCUCCCCCUCUCCCUGUCAAAAGCCCUUCCCGGGCCUCCUCCCAAGGUCGGAUAGGACAUGGGAGUGGAGAUGGCCCGGAAGUUCUCAGCCCAGGCUCGGAGCCACCUGGAUCCCUGGAGUCUCCAUCUGUGUUCAGUCCAUCCACCUCCAGCAUCUCCAGCCCCACAGAAAGCAUUCUUGCCCGGCCAACCAGCUGCAGCUCCUCAGGUCCCCGAGUCCUAGGCCAGACAGAGGCCUGCUCAGAGGAAAGCCUCUGGGAGUCCUCAGGAACAGCCCAUCCCCUCUCGCCCUCAGGGGCCACCUCUCCUGAGCAGCUUCCCCCAGUCAGGUUCAGCUCAGAGAGCACUCGGUCCUAUCGCCGAAGCGGUCGAGGCCUGGAAGACACCCCCUCGGUCAGGCAGCUGCCCCCUGGGCCUGUGGCCAGAAGAGCUGUGUCGAUCCCCCUUCCUGGACAGCCCCAAGGGAAAUCAAAAAGAACCAAGUCCCUGACAGACAGCCGGAUUGAGGACACCCGAUCCCCUCCCACCUUCUCCCAGGGGGAAGUGAAUGUAGCUCCUUAUGCUGAGGAUGAGAAGAGCUGGGAUGGCGUCACUGAAGUCGAUGGCUCCAAAGCCGGACUCCACCUGGCCAGUUCUGUGAAACUUUCACCAGACUGACCCCACCUCCAGUAUCCUGCCCGGGCUGGGCUUGGGCUGUCCCCUUCAAAGUAGCUGGCACUUGGAUCUGCGGUGAGCUCAGAGGAUCAGGUAUCCAGGGGGCUUGCUUGGUUCUAAAUUCCUCCUGCGGACCACCUCCUGGCACGGAACUCACUCAAACUUAGGGUCAUUCCGAGGCAGUGGCUAUUGGGGAGGAGACGCUGGGAAGAUUUGGAGUCGACUUUCCAGCUGCAUCCAGGACCCCCACAUCCCCUGCCCCCCACCCCAUCCUUGGAUCACUAUUUCUGUUUCAACAUUGUCACCAGUGUGACAAUCCCAGGUGAGAGGCUAGUCUUGGCUAUUUUUCUUUGCCCAGCAUGGCUUUGGCGGUGGAUUCAAGAAUAGGAAUUUGCUAUGCCAGACACUCACCUAACAGACUGAAAACUGAUUCUCUACCCCAACCCCUCCCCCAAGACAAGGACUGCAUCUGUCCCAUCAAAUAUGGGGGGGGGGGUUGUUCUUCUAAGGGCUGGGCUAUGUAUUGCCACCGCUUAUUCAUUUAACAAACAUUUCCUGACCCCUUUGUGCUGGACCUUACACAGAGGAAUCAGUCUCUACCCUCAAGUUUACCUAAGAAAGCUUAUAGUGUCCAGAAGGUAGAGAUUGUCUAUCUUCCAUGAGGCCCAAGGGAGAGGCCUCUGGGCUCAGAGAUUAUUCAGGCUAGGCUGUCUCUGGGGCUGGUCCUUGAAUCCUGGCUGUGGGACAGUUCAGGUGAAGGGGAGAAAGGGGGCAGGGUUGAGGUUACCAGACAGGAGGGUUAUCCAGGGUUGGGUAAACAAAGCCAGAGUUCUGUCCCCCAAUGUAGAAAAUAGGAAGACAUUUCCCCCAGUGCUCAGGUCAGGGAAAGGAAGAAAGGGGAAAGGGAAAGCAGGGACGUGUCUCUGUCUCUGUCUCCCCUCUUUCUACUCCAGCCAGUUCUGAUUUCAACAGCUCAGAGGAGUUUUCUUGCCUGGGAGGAGGAAGAAAAGGGAAGGGGUAUUUGUGGGUAUAUAUGACCCUGGCAGCAGCAGGCAAUCAAUCAAAGAGUAUCUUGGCAGGGUUUUGCUCCACAAAAACAAAACAAAACAAAACAGCUCUCUUCCCCAUGGCCUUUCCCAGAGUCCAAUAUUCUACCAUGAGAAAUCUUUUGGGAGCUUAAAGGCUUACCUGUCUCCCAGAGCUCUCAGGGAACAUUCAGAUUCUCCUGAAAGGGGGAACAAAAGAUAGGAGGGGCCCCAAUGGGGUGGCACCCUGCUGUUAGGAGUGUGUGGACACUAUGUGGGGGCCUCAGUCAUUGCACCGGUUUCCCUUGCAGAUGUGACUGGCUCCGUGGUUCUUGGAAUUACUCUGGGGCCACUAUCUUACCUUGUUCAUCUCAGACUUUUUGUUUCACCGAUUUUGAAUAAAGGAUCUAUCAUUGUUAUUUUCAGUAAA
Molecule: messenger RNA, 4548 nt
Organism: Trichosurus vulpecula (common brushtail)
Lineage: Eukaryota; Metazoa; Chordata; Mammalia; Diprotodontia; Phalangeridae
Gene: ASAP3
Product: ArfGAP with SH3 domain, ankyrin repeat and PH domain 3
Exons: 26
Coding region: 163-3096 (977 amino acids)
Biological process (GO): positive regulation of GTPase activity; cell migration
Cellular component (GO): cytoplasm; focal adhesion
Molecular function (GO): protein binding; GTPase activator activity
Source: RefSeq, a predicted model, not a curated record